CUCCGCACCCCGAAGUGUCGGGAAUGACGUCUGCGGGGAACAACCCCAACCCCUCCCCCUGUCCAUCCCCACCGACGAACGAGCCGAGGUUCAAGCAGGGCGACGGACCACUUGUCAGUCGACAAUUGACAAUCCGCCGGCUCCACCAUGGCCCCCAAUCCCAUCAUCUCCCCGUCGUCAUCCUCGCUGUCGCUGCCGUUGCUUCACGCGCCUGCGCCUAUGCCUACGCCCACGCCUGCACUUACACGCUGAACUGUACAUGCCGGUAGAAUCCCGCAACUGUUGAUUUGCUCGUCGCCGCAACGAAGCCAAUUGACCUCUAUUUCUCUCAUCUUCCCUCCGUUCAUCCGAUCCGAUCCGACUGUUGGCCAGCACCAGACAUCACGCGGCAAUGUCCAAAACAUUCACCAAGGCCGACGUGGCCAAGCACACGGACGAGAGUGAGGGGCUGUACAUUAUCGUCGACACGGGCGUAUACGACAUCACAGGCUUCCUCGACGAACACCCCGGCGGCGCCAAGAUCCUCAAGCGCAUGGCCGGCAAGGACGCCACCAAGCAGUUCUGGAAAUACCACGGCAAGAACGUGCUCGACAAGUACGGCGACAAGCUCAAGGUCGGCACCCUCGCCGAGACGGCCAAGUUAUAGAUGCCUUGCCUGCCUACCUGGUGGCUAUGUCUGUCUCUGUCUGAGAGGUGGGGGGAUUCCGUGGUUAAGGGAUUGCAUGUUUUCUCUCCUCGGGGAAAGGGAGGCCUCGGGGAAAGGGAGGGGGCCUUGAGCCUCGGUGUCAGCAGCCCUGACGUCAUAGGGAGGGAGUGCAUGUGUGUGUGUGUGUGUAUACCCGAGCGGGCGUUGCAGUCGGAGACGCGGAGCUAUCUGGGAGUUGAAUAUUUGGCUGGUGGGCAGAUAGAUAGCAGUGUCGGGCUUGCAUAGUUUCUUUUCGUGUGUGCUAUUUAGAGGCGGUUGGUUCAUGGGAGCGGAGCUGGUUUAGAGGCUCGCCGGCUGUUGAAGCGCAGCAUAGCGUUGAUACUAUUGCAUGUCAUUGCAGCAAUGCAGAUUUCGUAUUUUGAGCUACCUUGUGUCCAUA
Messenger RNA from Lasiosphaeria miniovina, 1085 nucleotides. RefSeq names its product putative cytochrome b5 protein. Gene Ontology annotation, molecular function: heme binding. The coding region runs from base 392 to 646 and encodes 84 amino acids. NCBI's taxonomy places the organism in Eukaryota, Fungi, Ascomycota, Sordariomycetes, Sordariales, Lasiosphaeriaceae. The transcript has 2 exons. Gene Ontology annotation, cellular component: membrane; intracellular membrane-bounded organelle. The record is from RefSeq and is a predicted model, not a curated record.